Molecule: messenger RNA, 768 nt
Organism: Ooceraea biroi (clonal raider ant)
Lineage: Eukaryota; Metazoa; Arthropoda; Insecta; Hymenoptera; Formicidae
Source: RefSeq, a predicted model, not a curated record
AAUCCCAAUCCUACUGCAAGAAUGAUCCGAUUGUCUAUGAGACAUAUACUUUGCACAGGAUACAUCCAAACCAGUGAAAAAGGCAACGUGCAAUGUUUAGAAACUGAAACUCUCAUAAAUCAACCAAGUCAACUUAUUAAAAGGAUUGAAAAUGUUAUGAAUAUGAACAAUGUAGAAUAUGAUGAACCCGAAAGCGAAUUGCUUAAUGAAGAUGUGAAUAUUCUUCUCACAAACUGUGAUAUUGAAGAAAUGGAAAGUGUGAAUGCACUUGACGGUUAUGAUGAAAAUGCUAUCGCAUAUUUUGCUGGAUUUGUGGCUCGACGAAGUAUUACAAAAAGCAACUGUAAUUAUUGUCGCAACGAUAUGAUGAAAACUCCAAUGGAUGAAUCGACAGAAAAUGAGAAAUAUAUAGAGUUUCGUAAAUAUCCGAAUGAAGAUGAAGAUGCUCCAACAGUCACAAAAUUAGAAGAAUCAGAAUUGAAGCAUACGAGUUGCGUCUUCUUGUCAAACAGCUUGAAACACGAUACUGCUGCGGUUUACACCGUUCAAAACUUGCUUAUCCCGAAAAUAAAAAGCAACAGUAAAAAAGUAAAGAAACUUAUUUACAUGACUGAUGGUGCUAAACAACAUUUUAAGAAUAGGUAUCAAAUUGCUAACCUAAUUCAUCAUAAAGCAGAUUUUGGUAUUGAAGCAGAGUGGCAUUUUAGCGCGACUGCCCAUGGAAAAAGUGGUUACGAUGGCAUUGCCAAGUUGAACAUAACAAAAUGA